CCAUUCAUCAAUCAACUUUAAAAUGGAGUUAAAAGGACGGGUGAUUGUGUACUCAAUCCUUGGAUGCCCCCAUUGCAUGCGGGCCAAGAACACGUUACAAGAGCUUGGUGUGCCAUAUACAGACAUUAGCUUAGAUAAAUUUCCACACGUGAGGGCUGAUGUGCAGUCAAGGACCCAGAGGCGAACAGUUCCGCAGAUUUUUUUUAACGAGAAACACAUCGGUGGGAAUGAUGAUCUGCAGACAUUGGUAAGUAACAAGGAAGACUUCGCUGCAGCCCUGGAGGUUUUGAAGACCACAUCCCCAGGGCCAGAUGCCCCUUCUAUACCAGACCCAAGCACAGCUGUGAAAUCUGCUGACCCAGGGGACUUUGUAUGUGAGCCUGAUGAGUAUGCUGAACUCGUUCAAGAUCUGAGAAAGUCAGGAAUCAUCAAAGAUCAUCGCUCUGGUCUCCUCCGCUCAUACAAAAACUCAUUCAGUGGGAAAGACUUUGUUGAUUGGGUCGUGAAAACGAAACAGCUUGACAGAGAAAGAGCUGUAGAAAUGGGUCAGGCUUUGAUUGACAAGCAUUUUGGUCAUCACGUGAAGGGUGGGGAGUUGUUCCAGGAUGCUGACAUAUACUACCGCCUACUGGAGGAUGAUGACACAUCUGCACUGAAUUCUGGGUCUUCAGAUUGUGACCCAAGAUCUGCUGGUGCACUGGGGGAAGAUAUUAGGAAGUUGAUCUUGAAAAUUUACAAUAGCUUCUUAUCAUCUGAUGGCAAGAAAGUUAACUACAAAGGUAUCGGUGAAAGCAGCGAGUUUGAACAGUACAUACAUCUCACAAAGGAGCUGGUGCGAGUGCAGAUAGUUGAGGCGUCGAGGGAGGAGAAGUUGGCAUUCUUCAUCAAUGUUUACAACGCUCUUGUGAUACACGCCAAUGUAACCAUGGGGCCCCCAGUGAAUCUCUGGCAGAGGUACAAGUUCUUUAACACAGUGCGGUAUAUAAUUGGAGGGUAUGAAUACUCGCUACAGGAUAUCGAGAAUGGAGUCCUAAGGGCCAAUAGAAAAGGAAUUGGCAUGUUCACAAGACCAUUUGGUUCCUCUGACCCUCGUAUAAAGGUGGCACUAACAGAACACGAGCCUUUGAUUCACUUUGCACUUGUUUGUGGGGCCAAAAGUUGCCCACCCAUAAAAACUUACUCUUCUGAGGGCAUCUAUGAGCAACUGAAGCUGGCUGCAGAGUCCUUUCUAGAGGGGGAUGAUGGCUGUCAGGUGGACAUGAGCAAAAAGACCAUUAAGUUGUCACAGAUCCUCAAAUGGUACAGUCUGGACUUUGGCAAGAACAAGGAGGAGGUGGUAGAAUGGGUUCACAAGCACAUGGCUGAGAGUGAGAAGAGGUCACAAGUUGGCGAGUUGCUGAGCAGCAAGAACUUCAAGCUUUCUCAUAUGCCUUAUGACUGGGGAAUCAACUCAUAAACUGUGAAC
Molecule: messenger RNA, 1465 nt
Organism: Dreissena polymorpha
Lineage: Eukaryota; Metazoa; Mollusca; Bivalvia; Myida; Dreissenidae
Exons: 10
Coding region: 23-1456 (477 amino acids)
Biological process (GO): cell redox homeostasis; intracellular signal transduction
Molecular function (GO): electron transfer activity
Source: RefSeq, a predicted model, not a curated record